This is a messenger RNA of Chondrus crispus (carragheen), 345 nucleotides long. RefSeq lists its product as hypothetical. NCBI's taxonomy places the organism in Eukaryota, Rhodophyta, Florideophyceae, Gigartinales, Gigartinaceae. The transcript has a single exon. Bases 1 to 345 code for a protein of 114 amino acids. The record is from RefSeq and is a predicted model, not a curated record.
AUGCCGGACCAGGUGGUACUGGCACCGCAGCCGGAGUUGGCGGGCCAGCGUCGGGGUCGGCAUCGGGGACAGGGGAGGGACUCGGGACGGGGUGGGGCGCUCUCCGAAGAGUCGCAACGGAGGAAGGGCUUGAACAAUGAUCCCGGUUCCAAUAUAGGCACUAGGCGCUCUUGUAUUGCUCUCUUGUGUACACGUACACCUCACGAGACGGAUGAUGUGAAAGUGCAAAAACGGGCAUCAUGGCAAUCCGCGGGACCACACGGGUUAACGUUGACAGGUAGGAUAAACGCGGACAACCGCUUCAUCGCUAGAAAGAAGGCGACUCAGGAGUUCAAUGACGGCUGA